AGCCGGUCGUGUGUUCUCCGUGUGUUGUAUGUCACUCCGUUUAUAUUUGUAUCACGUAUUAUAUUAGUACGAGUACAUGUAGUGAAGGAUUAGAUGUGAAAUGCACUGUGCAGUGAACUGUGUUUGGUGAAUUUGAAAAGAAGCAUUCAUGAUUCAGGAAUCGCAAUCAGGCAGCGCAGAAAGAUGGAGUGGAUGUGGACCCGAACACAACCUGGCUCUCCAACAGAUCCUCAAGCUCCAAGAAGCCAGAGCGUUUCACAAAACCUCUCUUCUACCAAUAUACAAGAAAAACGGUCUUCCAUCACCCCCAGGGGCGAGACAGGAAUAUGAACAAAUGAAAGAAAAGAACAUGGACAACCAUGAUGAACUUAGAGCCUUCGAGCAUUUAAAACUCGAAGCAGAAUUCAGACGACUUAUGGAAAGAUCAGCGAAGGAAAUACGCAACGAUGAAUCUCUUAAAUACUUUCAACAUGUGAUGGAAGUAAAACACAAUUUUGAUUAUUUAAAAAGCAUUCAAGAAACUAGAGCUAACUCUGUGGACAAAGAUCUGGAAGUUAAGAAAGAAAAGACGUCACCAAAUUGCAAUCGAUAUACACCCGACCAAUUACAUUCACCUCGAAGAACUUCGUCUGCAGAAGCCUCUCCUAAUCACAGUAUCCACUUAUCUACCUCAUCAAGCCCCCUCUCAACCACUAGUCCUGUAAAUUCUUCACCUUUAAAUCAUCUACAGAACAUGCAACCAUUUGAUUUUAGAAAGCAUAAGGUUAGUGAAAAUAAAGAAGAAAACAGAAAAAGUAAUUACGAUAUGACCUCGACAGAGAAGGCAGCAAUGGAUGUGAUGAGAAGUCAGUUUUUCAAUUUUCAACUACCAAAUAAUUUACCCAUGCCACCAAUUUCUAUGCCUUCAACGUUUUCUCAUCCUGCAGCGAUGGUAGCUGCUCUCAGCCAAAAUCCAAUGGGAUUAGCAUCUCUGCAAGCACUUUUACCACAAAUAUCAGGAAAACAGACCGAACAUCCUGAAAGUAGAAUUAAUAACUCUACUGGAAAAAUCAGAUCAGAUAGUUUAAGAACAGAUGAAGAGAAUGUUCUGAACCUAAGUAAGGAUGCUUAUGUAGAAGCAGCGCAGAAAACGAGAGAUAUGAUGUUAGGAAAAUGUAUUAGUCCACCAAAAAGACAAUGGGGUGCUUCUCAAAUGCCCCUGAAUUUAGGUACUCAUUUUAUUAAUCCUACCACUGGUAAAAAGCGAGUACAGUGCAAUGUGUGCCUUAAAACCUUUUGUGAUAAAGGCGCCCUGAAAAUUCAUUUUUCCGCGGUCCAUUUACGUGAAAUGCAUAAAUGCACAGUUGAAGGUUGUAGCAUGAUGUUCAGCUCAAGAAGGUCUAGAAAUAGGCACAGCGCUAAUCCAAAUCCAAAACUACAUUCCCCUCAUUUAAGACGGAAAAUCUCACCACAUGAUGGAAGAAGUGCUCAAGCACAUCCUGUUUUAAUUCCUCCGCCUGGCGCUGGCUUAAGUAUCCCAUCAGGAAUAAACCCAAUGCAUCCAUUUGGAUCGUACCCACUACUUAAUCCAUCGCAAAAUAUGAGACAAUAUACCUCAAACAUGCCACUCGAUUACAAAAAUAACUUAAAUUUCUCAUCUUCAAUGGAUAUUCCUCAUCAUAUGCGACGUGAAUCAAGCUCUGUUGAAAACAAAGAUCAUGAAGGCAACGGAGAAUCUGACGAAGAUGAUGGAAUUGUAGUAGUUGCUGGCGACGACGAUGACGAUGAAAAUGAUCACGUAGAUACAAGUGACUAUUAUUCUAAUCUUAAUAAAUCAAUAGGUUCAAUAGAGGAUUCUGAAACGGAAUAUGACCAAAGAAGUGUAAGUGACAAUAAUGAAAACUCUGAUAACGUAAAAGAUACCACAAGUCCAGAAGUUAUGAAGAGAAAAAGAAAGAAUUUUAACCCAACUAGACUUAAAAAUGACUAUCUAAACGAAAACACUGACCAGGAAAGUAAAAAUGACGAACAAUGCAAUGAUACAGACAGAGUAUUAAACCUGAAGAGAGUCAAAUGCGAAGAAAGUGAUACUGGCCUUACUGACUAUUCAGUUCCAUAUGAUAAAGUAGAAAACCUUAAAAUAAAACAAGAACCUUCUUCAGUCACUCCAGUUGAAACCACCGAAAUGAACUAUAGUGCCCAAGACUUACGAGUAAAGGAAGAGCCUGUUGAUAAAAGUGAGUCAUCUAAAUCUCAUGAACCAUAUCAUCAACAUAACGAUCAAUAUUCAUCUGAGAAUUCAUUGAAAAGACUAGAAAGAUUAUCUAAAGGAGAUUUUCCUAAUAUUGCAAAGAAAAUUGAUACACAUAGUCCUCUAGGACCGUUUAAUCUAAGUGUAAAUGAUAAUAUCGAUUUUUCUGACAGAUCUCCUUCAUCAUCUGUAUCGAGCUAUGACUAUGGAUCAGAGGAUGUUCAAGGGCAAAUCUAUGGUCAUUUCGACAAUGGUUUCUUUGUAACAACUACUGACGUCCCGAUAGACGUAGACUGCCCGCUUAAGUGUAGAGUAUGUGAUAAAAUGUUCCAAAAUAUUUAUAUACUUAAAACACAUUAUCAAAACGCUCAUUUAAAAGUAAUGUAUAAAUGUAAUAACGAUGGAUGCAGAGCAGCUUUUAACAAUAGGCGCAGUAGAGAUCGUCACAGCUCAAAUAUGAAUCUUCACAGAAGAAUUCUAGCUGAUGACCUGAGGAUAUUUGACGAAUCACGGAUCUUAGACAAAAUUAAAGAGCAAAUGGAACUCCUGGUGAAAUUAAACGAUGAAGAACGAGCAUGUCCGUACAUAGAAUCGCAGAAGUAUUACCGUGCUAGAGAAACAGAAAAACCAAAAGGUCAUUUAGGACACAUGCAUUUUAGUGCGCCUUAUCCACCGCUUCCGUUGCCAGAAUCCUACUUAAAUGGUCGCGACAUGUUCAACCAACAUCCUUUCCUAUUUACGCCAUUUGGAAUGCUUCCAAAUUUUCCGCCUUUGCCAUUUGGUUUCUUGCCACCUAGUCUGAACGCGUUCGGUUGCCAAAAUCCAAGUUAUUCACCCCCUAUGGCACAAAAACUCAGCUAUUGUGUCGAGGAUGAGGCGCCUCGACCCAAUAAGGAUGGUUAUCCGUGCCGUGGUUGCAGAGAGUGUUUCAAAGACUUGUCUAGCUUGAAGCUACAUUGUGAAAGUGUUCAUGUACAGCUAUUACAUCGGUGUUCAGUGAGUGGUUGCAACGCUGCGUUCUUCUCAAGGACUAAGAGAAACAUUCACAGCGAAGCGCACGCCAAUCGUCGGCAGAAUGGUAGGGUCCAACCUACUUCGUGACCCGAUUACGCGAAAUCCGUGUUUAUGGGCUGUUAACCACGGCCAAAUAUCCAGUGCAUUUGUGAUGUUAAUUAGACUUACCAAAUAGCUUAGUAAGAUUAGAUCGUGUACAUGUCCAGUACCUUUGAAUUCUCAAUAAAUCCAUGUUGUAAAAAUGGCGAGAAACUUAUGUAACUGUAGGUUAUAUUUUACAAACGAAUAAAACAUGGUUUGUGAUUUAUUUUUAAGACCUUUGUAAAUAUUUAGUAUAAGUAUAUUAUCAUAGCAGAGAUAAGUGAUUAUUUAAGAAUGUUUUAAAUAGCUUUCCUAAUAUUGUACGUAAGUAUAACAUAUUUUGUAAACUCUUCAACAUUCCAUAGUAAUAUUGUGCAAUAAAACUGUAUAUAGUAGGUACCUAAUAGAUAUUAUAAUGAUGUACAAAUUUGUGGCUGAAAUUUCUUAGAUAUUUCCAUUUGGAACUAAAUAAUAUAGAAACUUACUAUUUAAAGUCAAAAAUUGAGAGGAGUAGCGUGGUUCAAACAAAGUAAUUUGGUUCGCAUUUGUAGGUUCAAAUAAAGCCAAUUAAAAUAGACAAUUUCUA
Maniola jurtina (meadow brown) is the source of this 3911-nucleotide messenger RNA. RefSeq names its product zinc finger protein basonuclin-2-like. NCBI's taxonomy places the organism in Eukaryota, Metazoa, Arthropoda, Insecta, Lepidoptera, Nymphalidae. Gene Ontology annotation, biological process: regulation of DNA-templated transcription. The transcript has 2 exons. Gene Ontology annotation, cellular component: nucleus. The coding region runs from base 149 to 3331 and encodes 1060 amino acids. The record is from RefSeq and is a predicted model, not a curated record.